ACUCUCAAACAGAGACAACGCAAUUCAGCAUGUCCAGUUUCUUCGUCACAACUGAUAAGCUUCGAAUCUACUUCUUAAUCACCCUGCUAAUCCUAACCUCAAAGCUCACAUCAUCCGAACCGUGCGGAACCCGGCACAAUUCAACUUGGCCAUGGCACGUCCAACUGGUGGACGCAAACCCAGCCAAUCGGACCGUCUUCUGCGCUGGCACCCUGCUCAGCGCUCAGCUGGUGAUUACGGCGGCCCAUUGUCUGCACGACCGUAACGGAGAUCCCAUCGAGCUCGACCGGCUGCUGGUUCUGUUGGCCAACGGUGACCUUAGACCUGCCACGAACACAUUUUACCCCAAACCGUACGAUCCGAAACGGUUGGACCACGACGUGGCAAUGGUGGCGCUGGAUCGGAAGGUUGCGUUCAGCAAUCUGGUUGGACCCGUUUGUUAUGCGGAUUUCGGUAAAUUUGAAGAUGUUCGGAGCCCUGCCUUUGAGGGUCGUUCGUUGGAGAUGCAGAACGAGGAAGCUUGUCGGCAGACGACCACCAAGCUGUUUAAAAUGACGUACGAAAAGGCGAUUUGCUUGGGCGCGUUUAAUGAAUCCCACCAGUACAAUCAAAAAGCUGGCAGUGGGCUGGUGAUCGAUUCCGGCUCCACCUGGAUUCUAGUCGGCGUUCUGAUGUACACAACGGGGCAAUCCGCGGACCAAAUUGACUAUGCCGGAGGAGUCAGCAUCGAGCGAUACUACAAGUGGAUCGGGCGGAUUAUAAACCACUUCUCGGAUCCGGAUCUCGUUAAUAAAAAAUGCAAGCAGUACACUGGUGGUCGUGAAGCAAUUUCAAACAUCCUGUAUUCAGUGCAUGUAAUGGAUACACAGGUGAACCAGCUAUGCCAUGGAGUCAUCGUGAGUCCUCGUUUCGUGGUGACGAUAGCAGAAUGUGCUAAGAAAACUAAACGGAUAAUGGUCUACAAUGGACAGAGUUUUAAAAGUCAGGAAGUCUUUGCCAAAGCAAAGGUGCACUAUGAAGAAUGGAACAACAAGUUGGCACUCAUUGACCUAGGUCGUAACAUAAGUUCUCCCGGCUCGGUCAUCAGUUGUCUGUGGAAUGGACGCGUAGUGCAGAACUUCACCAAGGUCCUGUCCCUCCGUGGUGGGUCCCUGGCAGAGCAAUAUGUAAGCCACGUCCAGUACCGACCGGGAGCGCCGCUGCAGGUCCGUUAUCGCUGUCCGGCGCACCAGCAACACUCUUGGAAUAAAACUUUCGGCGAUCUGAUUGGAGUUAAAGUGGCUCGAGAACAGCGGCCCCGGAUUGCGGGCCUGCUGGACGGAGUUCCCCCGUGUGAUACGUUUGACCAUUUCUACAACAGGCAGAGAACGGCCGAGGCCAUCAGCUUGCAGCAGUACUUGCCCUGGAUUGAGGAUCUCGUUUGGAGAGGUGGAUCGGGAUAAGAAAACC
Culex pipiens pallens (northern house mosquito) is the source of this 1449-nucleotide messenger RNA. RefSeq lists its product as uncharacterized. Bases 30 to 1442 code for a protein of 470 amino acids. Lineage: Eukaryota; Metazoa; Arthropoda; Insecta; Diptera; Culicidae. The record is from RefSeq and is a predicted model, not a curated record. Gene Ontology annotation, molecular function: serine-type endopeptidase activity. Gene Ontology annotation, biological process: proteolysis. The transcript is spliced from 5 exons.